This is a messenger RNA of Conger conger (European conger), 1248 nucleotides long. RefSeq names its product BarH-like homeobox 2 (gene barhl2). Gene Ontology annotation, cellular component: nucleus. The coding region runs from base 1 to 1077 and encodes 358 amino acids. Gene Ontology annotation, biological process: regulation of transcription by RNA polymerase II. Gene Ontology annotation, molecular function: DNA-binding transcription factor activity, RNA polymerase II-specific; RNA polymerase II transcription regulatory region sequence-specific DNA binding. Lineage: Eukaryota; Metazoa; Chordata; Actinopteri; Anguilliformes; Congridae. The transcript is spliced from 3 exons. The record is from RefSeq and is a predicted model, not a curated record.
AUGGAAGGAUCCAGCGGGUCUAAUUUUGGAAUAGACACUAUUUUAUCAAACACAACCAGUUCUGGUAGCCCGGUUCUAAUGAACGGAGAUUUCCGUCUUGGUGACAGCAGGACCGCGGAUUUCAGGAGCCAGGCCACCCCAUCACCAUGCUCGGAGAUAGACACUGUGGGAACUGCCCCCUCGUCCCCCAUUUCGGUUACCAUGGAGCACGCCGAUCCGCAUCUGGUCCAAGACAGCCUUCAGCAUCACCACCAUCAUCACAAUCAACAGCAAAGUUUGCAGCUAUCACCUCAGCUCGGAGCAGCCGGCUCUGCCCCGCGGACUGCCACCUCCUCUUUCUUAAUCAAAGACAUUCUGGGCGACAGCAAACCACUGGCAGCCUGCGCCCCGUACAGCACUAGCGUGCCAUCACCCCAUCACACCCCAAAACCAGAGAGCGCCACGGCAACGGACGGCUUCAGGCCAAAAUUAGAGCAAGAUGAAACUAGAAGCAAGUUGGACAAACGUGAUGACAUCCAGAACGACAUGAAAUGUAACGGAACAAAAGAGGAGGGUGACAGAGAGAUAUCAAGCAGCAGAGACAGUCCACCGGUUCGCUCUAAAAAACCUCGAAAAGCACGGACGGCUUUUUCCGACCAUCAACUCAACCAGCUGGAGCGGAGUUUCGAACGCCAGAAAUAUCUCAGUGUACAGGAUCGCAUGGACUUGGCCGCAGCCCUCAAUCUGACCGACACACAGGUGAAAACCUGGUAUCAAAAUCGACGGACGAAGUGGAAGAGGCAGACCGCUGUCGGAUUAGAGUUACUGGCUGAAGCUGGAAAUUAUUCCGCAUUACAAAGAAUGUUCCCAUCUCCAUAUUUCUAUCACCCGAGCUUGUUGGGCACCAUGGACAGCACGACAGCAGCCGCCGCAGCCGCCGCAAUGUACAGCAGUAUGUACCGGACUCCGUCAGCGCCACAUCCCAGUCUCCAGAGGCCUCUUGUCCCGAGGGUUCUAAUCCACGGUCUUGGGCCAGGGGGGCAACCAGCAUUAAAUCCACUGGCUAACCCCAUUCCCGGCACGGCACAUCCUCGGUAAACAAACAAAAACAGCAACUACAUCAAAAGCCUAUUGAACACAUGAAAUGUGAGGAACUGUUCCUAACUAAAAAGACUUUUCAAAAGACAAGACAGAGACGAUUUUAUUGAAGAACAAACAGAAGUGAUAUUUAAUAUGAACUAGUUCUAACAAAACAUUGAACUGUAAACG